This is a messenger RNA of Durotheca rogersii, 1013 nucleotides long. RefSeq lists its product as uncharacterized. The transcript has a single exon. The coding region runs from base 95 to 889 and encodes 264 amino acids. Lineage: Eukaryota; Fungi; Ascomycota; Sordariomycetes; Xylariales; Xylariaceae. The record is from RefSeq and is a predicted model, not a curated record.
GACCUGCCAAUACCGGGUCACUUCACAACGUGUUGUCUCAGGUCAGGCUCAAUAGGUCAACUCCCCGCUGCCCAACACCGGCGCCGCUCUGCCAAUGGAGGCAUACCCCCAGCACGGACCUGGGGAAGGGCAGGAUGGCUCAGAUUAUCUCCCUCCCCAACCGCAAGAGGCCCUUCUUCAGGAAGAAGAAUUCACAGGGAUUACUGCUUUGUUGCUGGAAAACCUGAGACAAUAUUUGUUUAGUUCGAAGAUUCGGAUUCUUGAUCCCUUCCAUCUACCGCAAAUCCAUGUUACCCUUGUGAUCCCGGGUGACCCGCCGGGGGAUGUCACGGUGGACACCGCGGCGGAUAUAUCGCGGAGCUCGCCAUACUGUUUUGUUAGUGGGCAGUGGGCAAUCGAGCAUUGCCUACACCAGCAGCCAAUCCCCCGCGAAAAAUUACCCGGAAUCCAGCAGUGCUUUCCGGGCCACAGCCUUACGCACUUUGUCGAAGUAAAACACCUAAAAUCCCUGCCGUAUGGGAUUUGGCGCAGAAACCUCUCGGUGCUGGUGGACGACAACAGGAGUCCUCAUCUGCCACCUGUUUCCCUCAGCGGGCGCCUACUUCUGAAGAAUGCCGCGUCGCAAAUGCUUCUGGACUUUGGAACAUGGAUGAAUAACUUCAUCCAUCCAGACAUAGCGAACUCGGUCAUAAGGGAGGCCAAUAAUACCCUUCCGGUAAUGACUAGGGCGCCCCCCAGAGAGGGCCGAGGAUAUUCUGCAACACGCUCAGUUGCUGACGCCGAAGUAUCGAUCCUAGAUGAGCCCUUCGAUUUAGCCUCGGGCACUUCAUUCGCCAGAGAGGAGGCCUUCUGGGGCGCUCCCUCUCCGGGGCGUGAUUAUUUCCCAUAGGAGCAUCCAGAAAUCCAGUGGGAUCCCAACGAAGGGGCUGUGGACAGGUAGACGGUGUGUAUCGACAGCGAAGCGCAACCGAUGCUGGACACGUUAAAUUCAACAUUCCUAAACUCCGGGCAGA